AUGUAUCGUAAAGUAAUAUAUGCGGCGGUGGCCGCGCUGACACUACAAAUAAUUGGUGCUGCGCGGCUGAUGUGUCCGAGUGACCCUAACUGCGUUUGCGGUGGCACGCUCGCCGUUGAACUCAAUUGCAACAUCGAUGGUCGGACAGUAAAAAUAAAUUUACUGCCAAAUAUCUACAUUAAUAUAAAAUGCGAGAACGCAUCGAGUCUCGACUACAGCAAGUUACCAAAAUGUGCCAAUAACAUGAGUUCGUUUAAAUCUGUCAGUUUUAAGGACUGUCCACUACCAGCAUUUUUUCAAAGAUGUUCUGUCUAAUAUGGGAGUAUCGAAGACUAUGGCACUGAUAUUCCAAAAUGCAAAGAACCUGUCUGGGUAUUUCGACAGGAAACAUUUUGCAGGGUUACAAGACUUGACAAAAUUACUUUUGUCUAUAAAUGGCAUCACUCAUCUUCCAGACAACUUGUUUAUGGACAUCAACAAGCUCACAUGGCUGAACAUAAGAUCAAACACAAUAAAUCUUUCCGAAGAGUUGUUCAAGCCACUGGAGAAACUGGAAACAUUAGAAAUUAGUCACAAUCACAUGACCAAUAUAUCUUCGAAUUUAUUUUCUCAUUUAUCUUUCUUGAGAAAACUUUCCUUGUGGCAAAGUAACGUCACCUGGUUUUCUAAAGAUCUUUUCACAGGCGUCGAUGUCCUCGAAGAAUUAGAUCUCAGUUCUAAUGGUCUUAACGAACUUCCUGCUUCAAUAUUUAAGCCUCUAAAGAAAUUAAAGAAAUUGACGUUAUUCUCGAACAAAUUUUCUUCGUUGCCACAGAAUUUAUUCAGAAAUAAUGCGGAGCUUGAAACUGUGGUGAUACUAAACAAUGACGUCAAACUGAAGGAGCUACCGAAAUACCUUUUUGGGGAUUUGCCAAAUUUGAAGCAAAUAUAUAUUCAGAGGAGUGGCCUGGAGAAUUUACCGUAUGACGUUUUUGCCAAUUCGCCAGUAAUUACGAACAUAUCAUUAGCAUACAAUGACAUUACAACCCUGCCGGAAGCCAUAUUUAAUGAUCAAAUAAAUCUCCUCGAGUUGGACCUGAGUUACAACCAAUUGAGCGAGCUAAAGCCUAAAUUGUUUUCAUCUCUAGUGAGAUUGGAAAGGCUUAAAUUAUGCCAUAACUCUUUGGUAGAAAUAUCUGGCCAAACCUUUUCGUCGCUACUUAGUUUAAUAUACUUGGAAAUGGAGCACAAUAAUUUGAAAACGAUUUCACCGUAUUUGUUCAGUAACAAUAAACAGCGAAUGUCAAUAUCUCUGGCUUACAAUCAACUUGAUUUCGAGGACAAAGAGUUGACAAACAAUUCUUGGCUGGUGAAAAGGGCUUCGCCUUUUGCCCACACUUAUAAUUUAAAGCUAUUGAAUCUAAGUCACAAUGAAUUCAAAGUGGCUUUUGAGGACUGGUGGGUGAAUGGCCAUGAGAAUUUAGAUAUUAGUCACAAUAAUAUACAAAACCUUUGGACUGAUGAAAAAGCAUUGAAGGAUUAUCGUAACGUAAUGAAGAAAGGAAUGAAAAGUGUAUGGAUAUCGAAAAAUCCAAUCAACUGUGGAUGUGAGAACUAUUUGUUUAUGGAUUUUCUACUCUACUCGACCAGAACUAAGAUUGUUGACUUGCAACAUGUACGGUGCCCUCUUUGGGCUAAGGAGGCCUGUUACAUGAGAUUCACAAUCCUCAUAACGCUAAUGACAGUCGUGAUAUCAAUUUAUACAAUUAUAUUAGUAGUGUUCAUCAUCUAUAGGAAACAAAUUAAUUCUAUUGUUAAGAAAAGACUCAGUACGUUUCAUCGUACAAAUGCUCAAAGAAAAGAAAAGUCGUACAGAAUUUUAAUGGACUUCUGUCAUCAAGAUGAAGAAUUUGUUAACAGAGAAAUGCUAUCAAUUAUGACAACCAACGAAUCUCUGCAAAUUCUGACGAAAGUGAUCACAGAUUAUAGAAACAGCGAAUUUAGAAUGUCGAAGAACUUCAAACGCUACGUAAAGGAUGUGAAAACGCGUGCUCGAGUCGUCGUGUUCUCCUCCAACUACCUAACGGAAACUUAUGGGCACAUCGACAUCAAGAAAAUCCACAGCGAGAUGUUGAAAGCGGAAAAAACCAUUUACAUUUUCGCUGAUAUCGGUCCGGAUAACUCGAUAUACGACUUUCUAGAGGAACAACGAGAUCUACGAACGACUCUAAAAUGGAAUGAGGAAAAUUUCUGGCCGAAAUUAUACGCUCUACUUAAAAGCUUCGUAUCAUCUGAUGAAUUGAAAAAGGUGGAGGAUACACUCAUCGUUCCCGGAGACUCGCUGGAGCCAUCAAAGAUAUCGCUGACGAACACGCCCUGACUGGCCCAACAUGUACGAUUUCAACACACUGACACACAGUCAAGUUUAG
Spodoptera littoralis (African cotton leafworm) is the source of this 2408-nucleotide messenger RNA. Lineage: Eukaryota; Metazoa; Arthropoda; Insecta; Lepidoptera; Noctuidae. The record is from the annotation of a GenBank genome assembly.